Messenger RNA from Effrenium voratum, 912 nucleotides. The record is from the annotation of a GenBank genome assembly. NCBI's taxonomy places the organism in Eukaryota, Dinophyceae, Suessiales, Symbiodiniaceae.
AUGAUCGUGGCCCAGCUUGCCGUGCCAGAGGAGCACCGGCGGUUUGGCUUCGGCAGCACGCUGCUGAAGUGCCUCAUCGCUGAGGCCAAGCGGCUCCCGGAGGUCCACACGGUCGGGCUUUCGUCGCUGCCCUCUGCAGUGAAGUUUUACAGGCGCCACGGCUUCAAACUUGUACAGCGUUUGCCCAAUACAGAGGACACGGUAACUGACCAGUUCUUUAUGCAGCUCAAGACACCGGGCAAGAAGAAGCUGGACGCCACAAAUUUGCUGCUGGAGGAACUCCAGGAAUGCUGGUUGAUCGGCGUGGAUUUGGGCCAGGGAUCCUGCCAGGAGGAGACCAAGACUCAGUCUGAAGGUUCCACGGAGGUGCCGGAGGACGAGAAGCUGGAGACCCUCGAGACCGUCGAGUCGCCGGAGGCGGAGGCGUGGGAGACCUUGCUGUGGCUGGACUUGAAGCCCGCGGCUGAGCGGGCGGACCCUAAGAAGCGCCUGGUGCUGGAGCAGAUCACCGCGCUGGGGGAGGACAUCUUCUCCGAGGACCCCCUCAGCGGCUGCUCCAAGCGAGGUGGGUGGCGGAUCCACAUUGCCGCGGGCCAGCUCGGGGAGCGGGUGGAGCUCAUGGGCUUCGUGGUCUUUCGGGUCAAACCGGAGAAGCAGUCGCUGAUCAUCGCGCAGCUGGCCGUGCCCGAGGCGCACCGGCGGCACGGCUUCGGGAGCUGGUUGCUGAAGACGUUGGUGGCGGAGGCCAAGCGCCUGCCGCAGGUGCAGACGGUGGGCCUGUCCUCCUUGCCAGGGUCCGUCAAGUUCUACAAGCGCCACGGCUUCAAGUUGCUCCACCGGCUCCCGGACAACGAGGCCAAGGCGGAGGGCCAGGUCUACAUGGAGCUCAGGACUCCAGGCAAGAAGAAGUGA